AUGAUGCUGAAUACCAAUGUUUCCGAGUUCAUUCUAAUUGGAUUGACGCAGGAACCUGUUAGGAAGACCAUAGUGUUUUCCCUUUUCGUACUUUUUUAUAUGGGGACAUUACUGGGCAACUUGCUGAUUAUCACUACCAUCAAGACCAGCCAGGCACUGGAGAGUCCAAUGUACUUCUUCCUGUUUUACUUAUCCUUGUCUGACACCUGCUUCUCUACUUCAAUAGCCCCUAGAACAAUCGUUGAUGCCCUAAGGAAGCAGGCCACUAUCUCUUUCACUGAGUGUGUAAUCCAAAUUGUUUCAUUGCAUUUCUUUGGCUGCCUGGAGAUCCUCAUCCUCAUCCAAAUGGCUGUUGACCGCUAUGUGGCCAUCUGUAAACCCCUGCACUACAUGACCAUCAUGAACCAUCAGGUCUGUGGUGUGCUGGUGGCUUUGGCAUGGGUAGGAUCCUGUGUCCAUUCUUUAGUUCAGAUUUUUCUGGCUUUGAGUUUGCCUUUUUGUGGUCCCAAUGAGAUUGAUCACUACUUCUGUGACCUGCAGCCUUUGUUGAAACUUGCCUGUUCAGACACCUAUGUGACCAACCGCCUCCUUGUGUCUAAUAGUGGAACCAUUUGUUCAGUGGGCUUUAUCCUGCUGAUGGCCUCUUAUAUUGUCAUCCUACAUUCCCUGAGACACCAUAGUGCUGAAGAGAGGAGGAAAGCUCUCUCCACCUGUGUCUCCCACAUCAUUGUGGUCAUAUUAUUUUUUGUGCCUUGCAUAUUUAUAUACACACACCCUGCAACCACCUUCCCCAUUGAUAAGAUGAUAGCUGUGUUUUAUACAAUUGGAACACCUUUCCUUAACACUCUGAUUUAUACACUGAGGAAUGCAGAGGUACAAAUUGCCAUGAGGAAUUUCUGGAGGAAGACAUUUAUCUCAGCGGACAAAAUAUGA
Molecule: messenger RNA, 933 nt
Organism: Nannospalax galili (Upper Galilee mountains blind mole rat)
Lineage: Eukaryota; Metazoa; Chordata; Mammalia; Rodentia; Spalacidae
Product: olfactory receptor 4C16
Exons: 1
Coding region: 1-933 (310 amino acids)
Biological process (GO): G protein-coupled receptor signaling pathway
Cellular component (GO): membrane
Molecular function (GO): olfactory receptor activity; G protein-coupled receptor activity
Source: RefSeq, a predicted model, not a curated record